Molecule: messenger RNA, 2110 nt
Organism: Bradysia coprophila
Lineage: Eukaryota; Metazoa; Arthropoda; Insecta; Diptera; Sciaridae
Product: glycerol kinase 3
Biological process (GO): carbohydrate metabolic process
Cellular component (GO): mitochondrion
Molecular function (GO): kinase activity; phosphotransferase activity, alcohol group as acceptor
Source: RefSeq, a predicted model, not a curated record
UGACAGCUGACAGCUGUAAUCGGUUCAUUUUUAGUAAUAAAAAGUGAAAAGUGAACGAAAGUAAUCAAAAGCGAACCGACCACAUCUGUCAGCUGUCAAUUCGUCCAUCUAGACCAUCUAGUCUUUUUUCGAACUAAAAGGUCUAUAAAAUCUAAACGUCAAAUAAUGCGGUUCCCUCGAUAAAAAUAUUACCUGCAGUGAAAAGUAAAUUUUUCCGUUGUUGUGUUGGGCCGAGUGUAUGAGGGACCAUUACAAUACAGUUUCACCGCAAUGAAGUCAUUCGGUCCUCUUUUAGGAACAAUAUCCAUUGGCAAUACUCACUGCAAAUUUUUGGUAUUCGCUGCACAAAAUGCGGAAAUUUUAACCGAUUACGAAGUGUCAUUAACGCAAAUAUCCCAGAAGCCGGGCUGGAUAGAAGUAUGUCCCAUCGAAAUCUGGAAAAGUGUCGUUGAAUGCAUAGAGAAUGCGACAAAAAAUUUGACAAUCCUAGACAUAAGCAUAGCCGAUAUUGUAGCAAUAGGUGUAACAAAUCAACGUGAAACCACAGUCCUAUGGCAUAAGCUAACCGGAAUCCCACUGUACAAUGCAAUCGCUUGGAAUGACACAAGGACCGACGAUAUCGUUAAUAAGCUGCUAACAAGGAUACACAACAAGAAGAAUUACCUGAAGGCCGUGUGUGGAUUACCGAUAAGCAAUUGUUUUAGUGCCCUAAAAGUCAUGUGGAUCAUGGAAAAUGUGUUAGAAGUGAAGGACGUGCUCCAGUCGAACGACCUGUUAUUCGGAACGCUGGAUACGUGGAUUCUGUGGAAUUUAACGGGAGGAGUGGACGGAGGCAUUCAUGUGACGGACGUAACAAAUGCAAGCCGAACGAUGUUAAUGAAUCUGGAAACUCUUACAUGGGAUCAGAAUUUGUGCACAUUCUUUCGCAUACCACCAAAGAUCUUACCGAAAAUCAAAAGCUGUUCCGAAAUGUACGGAUUUGUUUACGAUGGACCUCUACAGGGCGUUCCAAUAGCUUCGUGUCUCGGCGAUCAGCCUGCAUCGUUACUGGGACAAAUGUGCAUCCAGACUAGUCAAGCUACAUGUACCUAUAAUGACAGCUGUUUUCUAAUGGUAAACACCGGCCAAGAGAUGAUCGAUUCGGAAAAUGGUUUACUGACGACGAUCGGCUUUAAAUUAGGUCCCAAAGCGAAAACAUUUUACGCCUUGGAGGGUGCCGUUUCGAAUGCCGGUUACGGUAUCUCAUGGCUAAAGGAUAACAUGUUGUUGAACACAGACAUUGCGAAGAAACCAGCUAUGACAUCACAAAGCUACUACGGCGAAUCGGCUGUUUUGUCGUCGUACAACUCAGGCUCAACCAUAUUCGAUACCGCGAACGUCAGUCAAAAAACGGAUGUGGUUUUCGUGCCAUCAUUUAGCGGUCUUUACUCUCCCUACUGGAAGCACGACUCCAGAGGUGUAAUAUUAGGACUAAAUAAUCAAACAACGGCACAGCAAGUAACAUUGGCUGCAUACGAGGCGAUCUGCUUCCAAACCAGAGAUCUAUUAGACUCACUAGCCAAGGAUAUACCGUCCUGGAAGCGUCUGGUGAAGCUAACAGUUGGUGGUGAAUUCAGUGAGAGUCCGUUCUUGCUGCAAUUGCUGGCCGAUCUUUGCGGUAUUACGAUUGAACGGCCUCAAACAACGUCACCGUCCUGUCUGGGUGCAAUGCUUGCCAGUGGCGUUACAAUGAAAUUAUUAUCCAUCGACAGUUCUAGGUUACAGUUCUUACCACCUUUGGACGUCUUUCAGCCAGUUAUGUGUUCAAGUCAACGAGAUUUGAAGUACAGGCGAUGGAAGUACACGAUAGCAAAAUGUCUUCGUUACAACGGCACUUUUACCGAAAUUUCAUUCGAUGACAAAGAUCCCGAAAUGGUAGUCCGUAACUCAAUACCCGGAGGAGUAUUUCUGUUUUCGUCAUUUGCAUUACUUUUGGCAACAAAGUUUUUUCAACGAACAUAAGCUGUUCGGAUAUUACGAGAAUUCUCUCUCCUUCUCUCUAGUCAGUGAUAAACGUGUUUGAUUCCAAUUAAAUAGAAAAAUUAAAAUUGUUUAACUCAACUGGUUUGAA